AUGGUGGUUGCUUGGGAGAUAAGAGUCAUCGCCAUGGACACAUUGUGGCCUGAUGAUGUUGGUUACGACAAUGACCGUAGAAGUGAUGGAGUUGACGACAAUGAUGGUCACAACUGUAACAGCGCCUGCCACGUGGGAGACAAAAAAUCCUACGAUGAGGACAAUUCAUGUCGUUUCGAAGACACCAGCUAUUGUCGUGAACUCCUUGCAGAGCUUAACGGCCAGCGUCAUACCAAGGAUUUUCUUGACUUGGUCGUUAAGGUCCAGGACAUGGAGUUUCCUUGUCACCGGGCCGUGUUGGCGUCUACGCCGUACUUCAAAGCUAUGUUGUCUUCCAACCUCUCUGAAGGAAAUUCAAAGGUAGUACCACUGUACGGGGUCGACUCCGAUGGCUUCUCCAAGAUCCUGGACUUCCUGUAUACCGGAGAAAUCAGCAUCACUCAAGAUGACGUUCACGACAUUUUGCAGGCAGCUCACAUGUUCCAAAUUGACAAGAUCACGGAGUAUUGCGAAACGUUCAUCGUAGAAGAUUUUGAUAUGUCAAACUGCCUCGAUGUCAUGCGUGUCUCUGACCUGUAUGGGUUUUCUAAAUUAAGGGAAAAGACCAGGGAAGUGGCAUUGUCGAACUUCUCAGAGAUAUGUCAAAAUGAAGAAUUUCUGACUCUUUCGGGAGAUGAGCUCUUGGAUCUACUCACAGACGAGAAACUGCGAGUUACGGACGAAGAAGAGGUUGUUGCUGCUGUGAUCCGAUGGCUCGACCAAGAUCCGGAAAACUGCAGAGCAGUGAUAGUCGCUAUACUUCAAGAGAUCCGCCUGAUGUCCGUGAGAGUCAGUACACUAAAGAAGCUAGAGUUGCAUCCUGUGAUACAAGAUUCUCCUGAAUGUUUGGCAAUAGUCAAAACAGCAAUGAAGAAACACUUUUCCACUACACAAGCAGUGGCAGAUGAGUGGAAACUUAGGCGAAGACGUGGUACAUCAGACGACCUGGCAGUUCUUGUCGGUGGUUGGAGGAUAGACGAUGACGAGACCAGACUGAAUAUACGCGGCUUGGGAACUCCGUCUUACCACGUCACCAACCUACCGACGCCCGUUACCGGCUACAUGAGUGUCACAAGUGCAGAACGAUGCCUCUACGUAACAGGUGGUCGCGCCCAUCCUUUGAUCGGAGAACAGGGUCCCCACAGUGCCCCUUCCAGGCAAGCAUUUCGGUACGACUUCCUCACAGACACUUGGACGGCCUUACCCGACAUGCCUCGUGGUAGGGCAGGGCACCAGUCGGCCAUUGUCGAUGAGAAACUGUUCCUGGUUAAAGGUGACACUGACGACACCUCUGAGUUGAGCAUGGAUUGUUACGAUCUUGAAGUGGAAGCUUGGAUGAAGCCUCCCACGCUUCCAGAAUUAGACCCUUCGUCUGAUUUAACGGUAACAGCCUGCGGAAGUAAGCUUGUUUUCGUUGAGCUUUUGAAUAACAUAAAGGAGGAGGGCAGCUACAGAUGGUUUCGGCCAGAACUGCGUAUUCACGGGUUUGACGUGAAAACCGCACAUUGGCUGUACGACCACACAUUUCCGUCGUGCUCUUCGGAACGCCUUUAUCAGUUGGUGACUGCUGUGCACGAGAAGGUACAUAUCCUCCUUGUUGGAGGCUCGUCAGUGAACCGAGAAAUAGUGGUCUAUGAUGUCGAAAAAGGAACCCUAUUCGAGACUGAGGAAAACGAAGGUUUGACUUUUUGUGGCACACGGUACGUGGACAUGCAUGUUGAUGAGGACAAUUCCAUGGUCCAGCGGGAGGACGUAAUCUACAGCAAUUUUGAUGCAAACAACCAAAGCACACCUGGCUUUAAGUGGGACAGAGCUUCAACGUUACCCUUCACCAUGAUUGGUCAAAGUAUUCUGGCAACCAAGAAGAGCACCAUCGGAUGGUACUGCAGGGAUCUUGACAAAGUAGAGCACGACGAGGAAGAUGAGACCACGUCUUUGGGAAGAGCUGUCACAUGUAUUCCAAUAGAUUAGGAUGAUUCCUACAUGACUAGUUGCUUAUUUUUGACAAAUGGUCUCGUGGAGUGAACGGUUGGGUCGACCUAGGUUGAGUUUGUUUGUUUGUUUUGUUAUUUUGAUCUAAUUAUCUCCAUAAUUGUUUGUCUUAGUGCUCAGUGUUUCCGUGAUAGGACUACAGUACCUUGUAAAAUAUGUAAGCUAAAGGAUGAGGAUAUGAAAUGCCCAGAAAUUGAGUGUGUAGUUUACUGCCAAAAUGAUAACAUGUAAUUGUUUUUAAAAAGUAAACUGAUUAUUGUGAGUUGUGCAUGCUAGUACUAGAUCAUUCAGUAAAAACUGAUAAUUAUGAUUUGUCCAAUGUAAAGGACCAUGGGUUGCCUAUUUGUGUUUACUUGAGGAAAUUAUAUAAAGGAAAAUUGUUAUCAA
Messenger RNA from Branchiostoma floridae (Florida lancelet), 2418 nucleotides. Its product is annotated as kelch-like protein 24. The transcript is spliced from 2 exons. Bases 1 to 2010 code for a protein of 669 amino acids. NCBI's taxonomy places the organism in Eukaryota, Metazoa, Chordata, Leptocardii, Amphioxiformes, Branchiostomatidae. The record is from RefSeq and is a predicted model, not a curated record. Gene Ontology annotation, molecular function: protein binding.